AUGAAGGCAAAUUUAAGCCCCUCCCUCCGACAGGAAAUCGCCCUAUGCAAUAAGCAAAAGAGCAACAAGCGAUGUAUCCUCAUUUCGCUAAACAGCAAAUGUAAUGAAAGAAUUUAUGAGGGGAAAGGUGGAAAGGCGGAAAGGCAGAAUGGUGGUGCCGGUGCUGAGAAUGAGUCAGGAGCCCAUUGGAUCCAGGACAUGCACAGCAGUUGUCAGGGCGAAUCGUACCACCCCAUCGCUGCAACGGGGGUUCAAUUCACCCUGGAAGGCUACACAGAACAAAGGGAAAACCCGAGCGACGAUUUGGAAAGUAUAAAAUGCCUAUUAAAUGACGAGCUUGCUUUCAUACUCUACAAUGCUGCAGUGUUUACGGCGAGAUAUAGAUGGGUCCUUAUUCUAUGGGUCCCCGACGAAUCAGUAGCAACAGAAUUGGGGAGGCAAAAUGAGUCUGCUGAGAAGGUCGUAAGGGAAAAAAAGUACACCAAAGUGACACAGCUGAAUAGGUUAAUUUAUUGCAAUUUAAAAAAUAACCUUCUUUAUUAUGUGGACCAUGAUAGGGACGUGCCAUUUCACGAAGUGCACAAUUUCGAGCAGCUGGAAAGAUGCAUAAGGGGCAGUCUCGGCAAGUGCUUGACCGUAGGUAGCGCGACGCAAAUGUGUAAGGCAAGGGUACUGUCCCAUUUCAGCGUUACGAAUUACUUGCACAAUUACUACUUUCUAAAUGAGCAAAUGAAGCAGUGUUGUGACGGCUUAAAUGAUGAAGGUGAUGGCCUGUGCAACGAUCUCGAUUUGCUCGCCAAGGAGAGAAACACUUGCAUCGUUCUGCUCACCAUAGAUGUAGAGAAGUACAAACUGGAGAGUCGUUUUCAGAAAAUAGAAACCAUUGAAUCGUUUCUUCACCUAACAAAGGAGCUACAUAUUCUUUAUGUCCUUUACAAGACAUCCGAUACAUACACCUGCUUCUACCUCUGCCAUAGUGACCGGUGCACCACGAAGGAAAAGUUUGUGUACUCUUUAUUCAAACCGCAUUUAAUCCAAAUUUUGAAAAAAAAACAUAUUCCCAUUUUUUUAAGUGUCGAAAUGGGGAAGCUUAAACAUUUGGUAGACUUUAUCCGAGGGGACAUUACUACGAAGAAGGAAGUACCCAUAAAAAAUGCACCACUUGACAUGGCUCCCAAAACGAAGAAGAGCACAACCCAUUUGGCAUUCGUCUCGAAAAAGAACUACCCUAGCCAUGCACAGAUCAGUGGGACGAAGGAGUUCCUUCCCAUUGUGGAAAAUGAUUCCAUUAGCAGAAAGGGGAAGACGAAUGAUCAAUCUGGGAAUGGCCCAAACAUGCAUAAGAAACACUCGUUUACAUCCAGACCGAUGAACUUGCUGUCCCUGAAGAGGAGGGAGUCCAAAUCCAACAAUACACACACAGAGCAACCCACUUCGGGCAAAACAAAUAAAAUGGCACAUGCACCACUAGGGGAAGGAAAACAGACGAGUAACUCCACAUGUAUGAGCGAAAAUAUCGGACCAAAGUUACUCAAAAAAUGGUCCCUAUCCAAAUCGUAUAAUUUGAAAAAAAAAACCUCUUUAACAAAUGAGGGGGGAAAAAACUUCACAGUAAGAAAAAAAAGAGAACCAUCCCCUACACUGCUUCAGAGUAAAUCGUUAACCCUCCGCAAGGGAUCAUCCACCUCCGUCCAGUUAAAAAAAUUGUCCUCUUUGUCUAAGCAAAAAUCCCUGCAACUUGACAAGAAAAAGAGCUUAACCAGGAGGCUCAAAGGGAGAAGCGGUACUUCAGAAAAGUGA
Messenger RNA from Plasmodium inui San Antonio 1, 1800 nucleotides. RefSeq lists its product as hypothetical. The record is from RefSeq and is a predicted model, not a curated record. The coding region runs from base 1 to 1800 and encodes 599 amino acids. The transcript has 2 exons. Lineage: Eukaryota; Apicomplexa; Aconoidasida; Haemosporida; Plasmodiidae.